UGAUGUUUUAUUACUGUGUGAGUGCAUGUGUAUGAGAUUUGAGUGACAGCUUGGUCUUUUUUUGUGAUGUGGGGGGUGAACGGUGACAUUGUCCCCCCUCGCUGUCACGUGCUGUGGAAUAUGCUGGCUGCCUUUGUCAUCCUGUGACUCGUUCUGCUUUUCUGGCAGUUUCAUACAAUGGUGCACUAUGAUGUUAUCAAGCCCCUCACAGUACGACUGCUGGAAUUCAGGCCUGCAUGGAAGCAUCCUUACCUGGGACACAUGGAUAGCACAACCUUGAGACACAGCAAGCGCUCAUAGCAAGGAGGACUCUAGGAGUCAAAUAUCAGGAUGUCUCUCAGAACAGAGGGGGCCCAGUGUGGUGCUGUUGCUCUGGAGUUUGACCAUGAUCAUGACAGAGAUUCACCUGUGAUCAAAGCCAGGAAUAUACCACGAUCAGCCCUCAUCUACCUCAAGGGUCCUAAGUUCCUCAUCUAUGUGAGCGGAGCAUUAUCUAUGUGGGGUGAUCGCAUGUGGCAUUUUGCCAUCUCCGUCUUCCUGAUCGAGCUGUAUGGCCAUAACCUGCUGUUAACUGGGAUCUUUGGACUGGUGGUGGCCGGAUCAGUGCUCUUACUAGGGGCUUUGAUUGGAGACUGGGUUGACCGCAACCCAAGAAACAAAGUGGCCCACGCAUCCCUGUUCAUUCAGAAUAUCUCAGUGACCGUCUGCAGCAUUGUACUCAUGUUGGUGUUCUCAUACAAAAAAUGGAUUGAGGAAAUCUGGGAUGGGUGGCUAACUGUGGUUUGUUAUACGGUGGUGAUCGUCCUGGCAGAUGUGGCGAACCUCGCCAGCACAGCUCUCACCAUUGCCAUCCAGAGGGAUUGGAUAGUGGUGAUCACAGGUUACAACCGUGGUCACCUCGCAGGAAUGAAUGCAACAAUGAGGCGGAUCGAUCAGGUGACCAACAUCCUGGCUCCUCUGGCGGUGGGUCAGGUGAUGACCCUGGCCUCGAAUGUAGUUGGUUGUGGCUUCAUCUUAGGAUGGAAUCUGGUGUCCCUCAUUGUGGAGUUCGUCUUCCUCUCCAGAGUCUACCGUAUCGUACCGGCUCUGUCCGUCAAACCACCAGCAUUGGAACAGCAAAGCUAUUUAGAGAAGAAAAGAGAAAGAAAAUGUGCACAAGGCUGGACCUCAGCAAGUACCACUGGAGCCCCCUCAGAGGAGAGCACCAGCACCCUGCGUUUAGAAGAAAUCAGCCGAAUCCCAGUGUGCCUCCAUCGGCUGCGGGGACUCCUCAGCACCUGUCGGGAAGGGUGGAGGGCAUAUUACAGACAGCCUGUUUUCCUCGCCGGCCUGGGCUUGGCCUUCCUCUACACCACAGUGCUGGGCUUCGACUGCAUCACCACAGGCUACGCGUACACCCAGGGCGUCAGCGGCUCGCUGCUCAGCAUUCUGAUGGGUGUGUCGGCAGUGGCGGGGCUUCUGGGUACUGUCCUAUUCACCAAGCUGCGGAAAACAUGUGGCCUGGUCAACACUGGGGUCAUUUCUAGCGGCCUGCACCUAGUUUGCCUGUUGCUUUGUGUGUGCUCCGUGUUUGCCCCCGGUAGCCCCAUGGACCUCAGCAUACUAAAUUUGGGGAAUGCGUCGAACGUGGGAGGAAUGACCGGAGGUCACCAGAGGCACGGAUACCCACUGCGUGGAGGACGCAACCAGCCUCUGCUGCCGGACCGUUCCUCUAUUCACUGGACCAAUAACACUCUGUUGUUUGAGAACGCCCCAGCAGGGACAGAACCUGAGUCUUACAUCUCCAUCAUCCUGCUGUUCCUUGGAGUCAUUACAGCUCGAGUCGGUCUCUGGUCCUUCGACCUGACAGUGACUCAGCUCUUGCAGGAGACCAUAAGUGAAUCAGAGCGUGGGGUGGUGAAUGGAGUCCAGAGUUCUAUGAACUACCUGAUGGACCUGCUGCACUUCCUCAUGGUCAUCUCUGCACCCCAGCCACAACACUUCGGCAUCCUUGUCAUCAUCUCCGUCCUGUUCAUUUUCACGGGACACACCAUGUACUUCCUGUACGCCAGGAAAGCCAAAAGGAAACCACGUACAAACACAUAAGCAACACAAAUUUCUCUCUUGCUCACCAGUUUGUGAAUGUUUCUAUAUUCCUGCGCUGUGACGUGUGUUAAGUUGCACUUACACAAAACUCACUAUAUCCAUUGUAUAUUGAAAAAAGCUGUCGCCGUGAGCUCUUGAAACUGGAAAGGGUUUGGCAGCAGCGCAGUACUCAGGUGAACAUAAUCAGGAACCAGCGCCUCCUGUUGACAGUCAAAAGAAAUAGCAUCAUAGUUAGAGAGCCAAGGUCUCCUGAAAGUUAAUAAGUGUCUUAAAACGCACAUAAUUACAACAAGAACAUAGCUGACACAACAUGUUUUCAUGGAUUAUUAGCUAAGCAAACCCUUUUUUGUAAAUCUUCUCACAUUUGGCAGCUAACCAGAAACAGCACGCUGCCACUUGUUUUUUAUAAAACGCCAGUAAAAUGUAUUUUUCCCCCCAAGA
Rhinichthys klamathensis goyatoka is the source of this 2526-nucleotide messenger RNA. Its product is annotated as solute carrier family 40 member 1. The record is from RefSeq and is a predicted model, not a curated record. Gene Ontology annotation, molecular function: iron ion transmembrane transporter activity. Gene Ontology annotation, biological process: iron ion transmembrane transport. The transcript is spliced from 9 exons. Lineage: Eukaryota; Metazoa; Chordata; Actinopteri; Cypriniformes; Leuciscidae. Bases 331 to 2085 code for a protein of 584 amino acids. Gene Ontology annotation, cellular component: membrane.